Molecule: messenger RNA, 1828 nt
Organism: Spea bombifrons (plains spadefoot toad)
Lineage: Eukaryota; Metazoa; Chordata; Amphibia; Anura; Pelobatidae
Gene: SLC17A8
Product: solute carrier family 17 member 8
Exons: 12
Coding region: 1-1761 (586 amino acids)
Biological process (GO): neurotransmitter loading into synaptic vesicle; regulation of synapse structure or activity; transmembrane transport
Cellular component (GO): synaptic vesicle membrane; excitatory synapse
Molecular function (GO): neurotransmitter transmembrane transporter activity; L-glutamate transmembrane transporter activity
Source: RefSeq, a predicted model, not a curated record
AUGCCUUUUCAAACAAUCAGUUCCUUCAAAGACAAACUUUUUAACCCAGCCAAAGAUGAGGUAAAGAACACCAUAGGCGACUCACUGGGCAACCUGCAAAGGAAAGUUGAUGGAACAAAUACAGAAGAUGACAGUUUUGAACUCAAUGAAGAUGGACAGCCUGUCCAGGGCUCUACUCACACCCCACCUAAAUUUGCCUGUUACUGUUGUGGACUGCCUAAGCGGUACAUCAUUGCCAUCAUGAGUGGCUUGGGAUUCUGCAUUUCAUUUGGAAUUAGAUGCAACCUUGGCGUGGCCAUCGUAGAGAUGGUGAAUAAUAACACAGUGUAUGUAAAUGGGAAACCCGAAAUUCAGGUAGCCCAGUUCAACUGGGACCCAGAAACCGUCGGCCUCAUCCAUGGCUCAUUUUUUUGGGGAUACAUCGUGACCCAGAUCCCUGGAGGUUUCAUUGCGAACAAACUUGCUGCCAAUAGGGUAUUUGGUGCUGCUAUUUUUUUAACCUCAAUACUAAAUAUGCUGAUCCCAUCUGCAGCAAAAGCACAUUAUGGAUGUGUGAUAUCUGUUCGAAUUCUUCAAGGUCUUGUUGAGGGUGUUACCUACCCAGCAUGCCAUGGGAUGUGGAGCAAAUGGGCCCCUCCAUUGGAGAGGAGCAGGCUGGCAACCACUUCAUUCUGCGGAUCCUAUGCAGGUGCAGUGAUAGCUAUGCCACUUGCCGGGAUAUUGGUGCAAUAUAUAGGUUGGUCUUCAGUCUUUUACAUUUAUGGGAUGUUUGGCAUAUUCUGGUACAUCUUCUGGUUGCUCCACGCCACAGAGAGUCCAGCCGCACAUCCUACCAUUACCAUUGAAGAAAGGACAUAUAUCGAAUCAAGUAUAGGUGAAGGAUGUAGUUUAGUUACAACCGGUAAAUUUAGAACCCCUUGGAAGAAGUUUUUCACGUCUAUGCCAGUCUAUGCAAUCAUCGUAGCUAAUUUCUGCAGGAGCUGGACCUUUUAUUUGUUGUUAAUAAGUCAACCUGCUUAUUUUGAAGAAGUAUUUGGAUUCCCUAUUAGCAAGGUUGGCAUACUCUCGGCAGUCCCACACAUGGUAAUGACUAUUAUUGUACCCAUUGGAGGACAGCUGGCCGACUUCUUAAGGAGCCGCAAGAUAUUAUCUACCACAACUGUGAGAAAAAUAAUGAACUGCGGAGGAUUUGGAAUGGAGGCAACUCUUCUUCUGGUGGUUGGCUACUCUCACACCAAGGUCAUUGCAAUAUCUUUUCUCGUCCUUGCUGUAGGAUUUAGUGGCUUUGCAAUAUCAGGUUUUAAUGUCAACCAUCUUGACAUUGCACCUCGCUAUGCCAGCAUUCUCAUGGGAAUAUCUAAUGGUGUUGGGACUUUAUCAGGGAUGGUGUGUCCACUCAUUGUAGGAGCAAUGACAAAGCAUAAGACCCGAGAAGAAUGGCAAAAUGUGUUCCUGAUUGCUGCAAUUGUACAUUAUAGUGGAGUUAUCUUCUAUGGCAUCUUUGCCUCUGGCGAAAAGCAGGAAUGGGCUGAUCCUGAGAGCCUAAGUGAAGAUAAGUGUGGUAUCAUCGACAAUGACGAACUUGCCGAAGAAACUGAACUUAAUAACGAAUCUUACACCAGCCCAAGUAAAAAGCCUAGUUAUGGUGCUACCAUUCAGAGCACUGAGAAACGGAAGAAAGGUUGGAGAACACAAAAAGUUAAGACACAGGAUGUAGAUGAACAGAAUUCCUACCAAUACGACAAUGAGGAUUUGUCCUAAUCCCAGUAUUGUAAGUGUGAUAAAGACUAUCAGUGUGUCGUAUGAAAAUCUGGAAUAAAAACUUGUA